Brugia malayi is the source of this 471-nucleotide messenger RNA. RefSeq lists its product as uncharacterized. Lineage: Eukaryota; Metazoa; Nematoda; Chromadorea; Rhabditida; Onchocercidae. The record is from RefSeq and is a predicted model, not a curated record. Bases 1 to 471 code for a protein of 156 amino acids. The transcript has 4 exons.
AUGACCGAACUGGUCGUUUCAUCAAAUUGUAUCGAUGAACCGGGUUAUGGUGAAUUUCUGGAAAAAAUUGCAGUUGUAAUUGAAGACUGCGCUAAAUCCGGAAUGCGAUGGACAUCAAUUGUCCUGAAACAGUUGAUCAGUAGGGCGAUGAAACAUAUUUUGUGUCAUAAAAUACAAAAACAUUGUUACAAUAUUACCACAUGGAAUCCGCAGAAAGGAAUAUGCGACCUAAAUUUUCCGGCUUGUAUAAUGCGAACAUAUGCUGAAGAAUACUGUAAGGAAUUUGAAGAUGACUUAGAGUUGGAGUAUUACAUGUGCUUGUCGGGUGCAACAAAAUGUAACAACAAGAGAGAAGUAAUCAAUGAAUGUGAGAAAGAAUAUCUGGUAGAAAUCAGACGGAUCACUGGAGAGAUUGAUCGACGACGUAGUUUGGCUACCAGUAAAAAUAAAUUGGAAAAAACAAUUGGUUAA